AUGAACGUAUUCGGUCAUAUAGUUUCGAGCCGAGGAAUCCACCCUGACAAGAAGAAAAUCGAAUCAGUAGUCAAUACCCCAGCUCCCAAAACAACAGCAGAAGUACGCUCCUUCCUUGGUGUCGUCAACUAUUGUUCGCGAUACAUCAAAGAUUACAACACAACUACCGGCCCCCUUCAACAGCUGUUAAAAGAGAAAACCAAGUUCCAUUGGGGAGAGGAACAACAAAGCAGUUUCGUGAAAUUAAAGGAUGCCAUCACCAGAGCCCCAAUCCUAGCUCAUGAUUCCAUUUCAACACCAACUCGAGUAUUCGUGGACGCAUCACCUUGGGCUGUUGGCGCAGUGCUCCUCCAACAACAAUCCGAUUGCACCUACCGCCCCAUUGCAUUUGGAAGUCGUUCUCUUACCGAAACCGAAAUGAAGUAUUCACAAAUUGAGAAAGAGGCGUUAGCCAUUGUACUUGGAUGCAAACACGCACUUCCAUCUAUACUUAUAUGGCAACCCAAAUCAACCGGAAAACCAGCGCCAGCACGAGUAGAAAGAUGGUUACUUAGAUUACAGGAAUACGAUUUCACCGUGAUAUACAGACCAGGUCCACAAAAUUUAGCUGAUGCACUUUCUCAGUUACCCAACAAUAUCCCGAGAAGUAAUAUGGAAAGCUGUGCAGAUCGAUAUGUCCACUACCUUGCAGAGCAGUUAACGACUAUUGCCAUGAACACUGAAGAGAUCCAAGAACACUCGAAAACUGACCCCCGAAUUGAUUCAAGUUCGACAAUGCAUCGAGAACAACCAACCCCAUAA
This is a messenger RNA of Paramuricea clavata, 801 nucleotides long. The record is from the annotation of a GenBank genome assembly. NCBI's taxonomy places the organism in Eukaryota, Metazoa, Cnidaria, Anthozoa, Malacalcyonacea, Plexauridae.